Molecule: messenger RNA, 276 nt
Organism: Caenorhabditis angaria
Lineage: Eukaryota; Metazoa; Nematoda; Chromadorea; Rhabditida; Rhabditidae
Source: the annotation of a GenBank genome assembly
AUGUAUCAAUCUCUAAUAAUAUGUGCUUUGGAUCAAAUCUCAUCGGUAAUCUACGUGGCAAUGAAUUAUAUGACACUUCCACCAAUCACAACUAUUAUUGCACAAUUUUUCUGGCAAUCUGCCCACGCUUUUCCAGUCUUCACAUAUUUGACAAUGAAUGCGACGAUUCGACGUGGAUUUUUCAACAUUUUCAAACAACAAGCUGAACCUCUUGAAUCGGAAAAUGCUGGAACUACGACUACACCACAUAAUGCUAUUAAUAUAAUUCAAAUGUAG